AGGGGUUGGGGAUGCGGGAGGAGCGCGCAGCGGAGCGGGUAUAUAGCGAGGGGCAUCUCGCCGCAACUCCGCCAGCACCACCACCACCACCACCACCGUCUUGCUCUGCUUCAUUGCAACGACGGAGGUUGGCUAAACGGGGAAGACGCUUGACGGAAGGAGCCCGGCAAAGUGUGUGGGGGGUGUGAGUUGCGCAGAAGUCACUCGCCAGUCGCAGCCCCUUUGUCUCGUUAAAACAAAACAAGAGAACUGCCUCGCUCCGAAGACGCGUCCGACGGCUCCUGCCUACUGCGUUGACGGCCACGGACAUGCCGCUGGGUGGCUGAUUGAGGACUGCCUCGCCGACAAGUGUGUGUGCAGCCAGCUUGGCGGUCGCUCGCAGCAGCUGACAAGCACCACCCCCCCCCCCGCCCGCAACCCGGGUGACCGCGUGCACGAGCAGCGGGCCGUGCGGCUGGCGCAAGAGACGAUGGCCGCGUGGAAGUGCAGCCCGCGCGUGAUGCUGCUCACGAGCCUGUCGCUGGUGCUCACGCUCACCACCGUCUACAUAAAGCACACGCGCACUGAGCCGCCGCUCAGCACCAGGCUGCCCACCGCCCUCGUCACGCACAGGGUGAAGCUGGUGCCCGCGCACAGCGGGGAGGCACUGCCGUCGCGGCGCGGGGGUCUGGGCGCCGGCGUGAAGACGUGCGCGUGCGACAGCUGCGUCGCCGACUCGGGCCUCUCCGAGUGGUUCGACCAGCGCUUCAACCGAGACAUCGUGCCGCUGUGGACGCGCGAGAACGCCGACCUUCCGGACACCGUGCACCACUGGUGGGGGGCUGCACCAGGCAACCGAACCGGGAAACCCCAGGAUUGCAAGUCGGUGCGCUCACCGUUACACCACGGCAACGUCCCCUCAGGCCUGUCGCUACAGUCGCAAUACAAGGCGCAGGACCUGAGGACGGUGCUGAACCAUCUGUUUGAGAUCAUCCCUGGCCAGAACCCGUACCAGGACCACGGAUGGGCGCGCUGCCGCCGCUGCGCUGUCGUGGGCAACUCGGGGAACCUGCUCGGGGCCGGCGGCGGCAAGGAGAUCGACCAGCACGACUUUGUCAUGAGGAUUAACCAAGCGCCAACCCUGGGCUUUGAAACUGAUGUUGGGGCACGCACGACGCAUCACUUCAUGUACCCGGAGAGCGCCAAGAACCUGCCGGCCAAUGUCAGCUUCGUGCUUGUGCCCUUCAAGGUGCUGGACCUCAUGUGGAUCGCCAGCGCCCUGUCCACCGGUGAAAUACGAUUUACGUACGCUCCGGUGAAACGGUUUCUCAGCGUAGACAAGGACAAGGUGCUCAUCUACAAUCCCGCCUUCUUCAAAUACAUCCACGACAGCUGGACGGAGCACCAUGGCCGCUACCCCUCCACCGGCAUGGUGGCGCUUUUCUUCGCGCUGCACGUCUGCGACGAGGUGGACGUGUACGGAUUCGGUGCCGACAGCCGGGGCAACUGGCACCACUACUGGGAAAACAACCGCUACUCGGGCGAGUUCCGCAAGACGGGGGUGCACGACGCCGACCACGAGGAGAAGAUCAUCAAGCAGCUGACCGAGGCCGGCAAGAUCAGUGUACACAGGGGCAGAUGAUGCCCCCCCCCCCCACCCCCACCCAAAACCUCCCCUCCACGCACCACCCUCCAAGCAUCUUGCUCUCCGCCAGACUGCAGAGUACCCAUGCGCAUCGUCCUGCGGCGGGGAGGAAUCGCGCCCCACGGGGGAGAGGACGGCUGAGCAGCAGGCAGGUGUCUUGCCUUGGUUUGCUUGCGGCCGCCUCGAGUGUCCUCCACAGACAUUUUUUUCAAUUCGCCCGUUGGAAAAAAAUUUCCGGCGUCGCAAUUUGCGCCAACUCUCAACCGCUUCCCGAGUUCCUUGAACAUGAAUGCGAAUGCACACAUUUUGAAUUCUUCUAUCGUGUUAUCACAGGAUCCGCUGUGUUUAUAAUUCGGUCUUGCGAAGGAAGUUUUGAAGCUUGUAAAUAAGCCGGGCUCGGCGUGUUCAGAAGGCCGGCCCUACUGGGCCCUCCCGCCUGCCGCCGUGUGAACGGAUCUCUGCUUCUGUCGAAGGCUUUGUUUUGACCAUGACUUCUCGUCCCGUCGGGAGAUCAAUAUUUCCUGGAACGCCCCUUGCUCUGUCCAAGACCUGGCAUUGUUAGAAGCUCAUAACAGGCUAUAAUGUUGGAUUAUGGUGAUACUUAUUACUAUUUAAAUUUAAUAAUUUUUAAACAUUUGCUAGUGGAGAAUUUGUGGGCGCCGAUAAUUUGUGCACUCGUGGUCUUCCAUUAGCAUUACAUUUCAAUGUAGAUGUUUUUUUGGUUUAGUUUUUAUCAGUGUUUUCUUACCUUUUUUGCACAUUAAAUUCUGUGAAUGAU
Petromyzon marinus (sea lamprey) is the source of this 2402-nucleotide messenger RNA. Lineage: Eukaryota; Metazoa; Chordata; Hyperoartia; Petromyzontiformes; Petromyzontidae. The record is from RefSeq and is a predicted model, not a curated record.